Miniopterus natalensis is the source of this 372-nucleotide messenger RNA. RefSeq names its product NK1 homeobox 2 (gene NKX1-2). Gene Ontology annotation, biological process: regulation of transcription by RNA polymerase II; cell differentiation. The record is from RefSeq and is a predicted model, not a curated record. Gene Ontology annotation, cellular component: nucleus. Lineage: Eukaryota; Metazoa; Chordata; Mammalia; Chiroptera; Miniopteridae. Gene Ontology annotation, molecular function: RNA polymerase II cis-regulatory region sequence-specific DNA binding; DNA-binding transcription factor activity, RNA polymerase II-specific.
ACAGACGAAGGCCAGUCGGAGCGCGGCCAUCCCAGACCCCGCGCCGCCGGCCUCCGGCCCGCGGGCAUGCUGGCAUGGCAGGACGGCGGGGCCAAGGCGGCUCCCUCCCCCCACAAGAUCUCCUUCUCUGUCCUGGACAUCCUGGACCCACAGAAAUUCACCCGAGCGGCGCUCCCGGCCCUGCGCGCUGCUCCCCGGGAAGCCAAGAAAAGUUUGGCAGAGUCCGAAGCGGGGAAGGACGGCAGCUCGGGGGACCAGGCGCGCCAGCGGGAGACCCCUGGUGACGCGGGCAGAGGCGCGGAGGCGGCGUCCCCCCUGGAGGGCUCCGAGGCGGAGGAGGCGCAGGACGCGGAGGAUGCACACAUCUCCUAA